Messenger RNA from Tricharina praecox, 1819 nucleotides. RefSeq lists its product as uncharacterized. Gene Ontology annotation, biological process: nuclear-transcribed mRNA poly(A) tail shortening; regulation of DNA-templated transcription. Gene Ontology annotation, cellular component: P-body; CCR4-NOT core complex. The coding region runs from base 146 to 1570 and encodes 474 amino acids. The record is from RefSeq and is a predicted model, not a curated record. The transcript is spliced from 8 exons. Lineage: Eukaryota; Fungi; Ascomycota; Pezizomycetes; Pezizales; Pyronemataceae.
AGCAAAGCAAGCAAAGCAAGCAAGGACACACACACACCACACACCAACGCCGCCUACAACUCGACUCCCACGCGACGAACGAACGUCUACGAUAGCAACACCUUUCUUCUCCACCACAAUCACUACACCUACAACCCUCGCCAGUAUGAAUCGUCAAGGACCAGGUCACCGACCGAUGGGACUGUCAUUCCCGCAAGCAUCACCAGCGCUACCCGCAGGCCGCGGCAUUCCUAAUGGCAAACCCGGAGUAGGAGGUUGGUCCGGCGCUCCUCCACCUGGUGUGCCCACGCCCGGUGGUGGGAGGGGGCUCACAUUUAGUCAGAGCGUGGGCGGACCGAGUCAGCCGAGUACGCCACUGGACAUGAAUGAGUUUCCAGCGCUAGGUGGCCAGCCGCAGUCGAAUCCCGCGCAGGUGUGGAGUCGGAUAAAUACGCAGAGCCCUCGACCGACACAGCAGCAGCAGUCGCAACAGCAGCAGCAGCACGAUGGAGCGUUCGGCGGUGGUACGGUUCAGAAGGACUUGUUCCCUAGCAUGGAGGACUACAGGACUGGUGGCGCGAGCGGCGGGCCGGUCGAGGACUUUCCCGCGUUGCCGAGGACACAGACCGGGUUAGGGGAUAUGGGUGCGCUUUCAGCAAGGGGAAUGACGAGUAGGCUUCUGCCGCAGCUGGAUGGGAUAUUGGGACAGCCGCAGGGCGUUCUACCGCUGGGCGAGGUUGAGAAGAAGAACAUAUUGAAACCGGGAACACUCAACGGAGCUCCUGGCUUGACCGGCGCACCGGGUAUCCCUCUGGGAGUGCAGCAACAACUGCAACCGCAACAGCAACCAUCACGGCCGUCUCCAGCGCCUGGACUCGUCCACCCCAGCCAGCAACAGCAGCCGCCGCAACAGCCGCCGCUGCAACCUCAACAGACACUGCAAAAACCCGGCGCGGUCAUGAACGGCGAUAUUCCUUCCUCCUCUCCAAGUCCGUACUCUCCACAAUCGACCCGAGUUACAGAAAACGAGCGAUUCAGCUUAAGCGGGCUUUUCUCGGCGAUGAGAAGCGAUACCGGUGAAGGCUCGUCGUUGGCAAAGGGACAGGAUCUGAUGAUGCUGGGCUUGGAUAUCAAUUCGCCGGAUGCGCUGUGGCCGUCAUUUUCAUCGCCGUUCGCGGAACUGGAGAGCACUGCCGUGGAACCGGAUUUCCAGUUACCACAGUGCUACACCGUGAUUAAUACCCAACCGGUGCACUCCAAGAUUGGUAGCUUCUCGGACGAGACGCUAUUCUACAUCUUCUACACGAUGCCUCGGGAUAUCAUGCAAGAGAUUGUAGUUGCUGAGCUGGCGGCCAGGAAUUGGAGAUAUCACAUGUUGCAUAGACUUUGGAUGACGAAAGAUCCGACGGCCCAAGUCGAGCAGUUCUCUGAAACGGCGGAGAAGGGAGUCUACGUCUUCUUUGAUCCGAUGACGUGGGAGAGAAUGAAGAAGGAGAUAGUACUCGAAUACUCGCAUCUCGACCCUAGGACGACGGGAACAUACCUCGGUCUCCAGUCUGGCGUUGGGCCUCUCGCGGGCUUGAGCGCAUAGGUACUCGGCAGUAUUUGAUGCUCCAUCCGUACAUUUGAAAUUACUCUUCUAUCUUACCGGGCGUUCACCACGUUGAUUGUCGAGCGGGCGGUUGUCUAGACAAUGGGAGGUGUGGGCGUUGAUACAUUUUCUUCGCGUUUGUUUCUCGUUUAACUUUUAUUGUGGUUAGUUGAUGGUGUCUGGCUGGUCAUCGCUAGUGUUUUUACGGUGUGAAUGCAAAUGCAAACAGGCGGGCGUUGUGAAUCGUGA